AUGCAACCUAUGGUCAUGCAGGGAUGCCCUUACACCCUCCCUCGAUGUCAUGAAUGGCGGGCAGCUGACCAGUUCCAUAACAGCAACAGCCUCCGUAGCACCUGCCUCCAGCCUCAGGUUAGAGUUGCUGCUACUGCCUCUGCGCCUCCUCAGGAUGGUGCUGGAGUUUCCUGCCUAAGCCCAAAGCUAUUCAACGGGUCUGUUGGUGCUGCUGGACCCCUCGAACCACGAGCCAUGAAUCUGUGUUGGAAUGAAAUCAAAAAAAAGUCUCACAACCUCCGUGCUCGCCUAGAGGCCUUCUCAGACCACAGUGGGAAGCUUCAGCUCCCUCUCCAAGAGAUUAUUGACUGGCUCAGCCAGAAAGAUGAGGAAUUGUCAGCUCAGCUGCCCCUGCAAGGGGAUGUGGCUCUGGUGCAACAGGAGAAGGAGACACAUGCGGCCUUUAUGGAAGAUGUCAAGUCUCGGGGCCCUUAUAUCUACUCUGUUCUGGAGUCAGCUCAGGCCUUCCUGUCCCAGCACCCAUUUGAGGAAUUAGAGGAGCCUCAUUCUGAGAGCAAAGAUACUUCUCCCAGACAGCGGAUCCAGAACCUUAGCCGCUUUGUGUGGAAGCAGGCAACGGUGGCCAGUGAACUAUGGGAGAAGCUGACAGCCCGCUGUGUCGACCAGCACCGCCACAUUGAGCACACUCUGGAGCAGCUGUUGGAGAUCCAAGGGGCAAUGGAGGAAUUAAGCAAUACUCUGACCCAGGCUGAGGGAGUCCGAGCCACUUGGGAGCCCAUUGGGGAUCUCUUCAUUGAUUCACUCCCUGAGCACAUCCAGGCUCUUAAGCUAUUCAAAGAAGAAUUCUCCCCUAUGAAAGAUGGAGUGAAAUUGGUGAAUGAUCUGGCCCAUCAACUUGCCAUUUCUGAUGUACACUUGUCAAUGGAGAAUUCCCGCGCCCUGGAGCAGAUCAAUGUUCGGUGGAAACAGCUACAGGUGUCAGUUGGUGAGAGGCUUAAGCAGCUCCAGGAUGCCCACCGGGACUUUGGGCCUGGGUCACAGCAUUUCCUCUCCUCCUCUGUGCAGGUUCCCUGGGAAAGAGCAAUUUCACCCAAUAAAGUUCCCUACUACAUCAACCACCAGGCUCAGACCACUUGCUGGGACCAUCCCAAGAUGACUGAGUUAUACCAAACCCUGGCUGAUCUGAACAACAUUAAGUUCUCAGCUUACCGCACUGCCAUGAAGCUACGCAGAGUCCAGAAGGCGCUGCGUUUGGACCUGGUAACUUUAACCACAGCCCUGGAGAUCUUCAAUGAGCAUGAUCUGCAGGCCAGUGAGCAAGUGAUGGAUGUGGUAGAGGUCAUUCACUGCCUGACGGCCUUAUAUGAACGGCUGGAGGAGGAAAGAGGCAUCCUGGUCAAUGUGCCACUCUGUGUGGACAUGAGCCUCAACUGGCUCCUCAAUGUUUUUGAUAGUGGUCGCAGUGGAAAGAUGCGAGUGUUGUCCUUUAAGACCGGCAUUGCAUGCCUGUGUGGCACUGAAGUAAAGGAAAAAUUGCAAUACCUCUUCAGCCAAGUAGCCAAUUCAGGCAGCCAGUGUGACCAGCGCCACCUCGGUGUCCUGCUUCAUGAGGCUAUUCAGGUGCCCCGUCAGCUGGGGGAAGUGGCAGCCUUUGGGGGCAGCAACGUGGAGCCCAGUGUCCGUAGUUGCUUCCGUUUUAGCACUGGGAAGCCAGUCAUUGAAGCUUCACAGUUCCUUGAGUGGGUCAACUUGGAGCCCCAAUCCAUGGUAUGGUUGGCUGUCCUGCAUCGGGUCACCAUUGCUGAGCAAGUGAAGCAUCAGACCAAGUGCUCUAUCUGUAGGCAGUGCCCCAUCAAGGGCUUCAGGUACCGGAGUCUGAAAGAAUUUAACGUGGACAUCUGCCAGACCUGCUUCUUGACAGGCAGGGCCAGCAAAGGCAACAAGCUGCACUACCCCAUCAUGGAGUAUUACACCCCGACCACAUCCAGUGAGAACAUGAGGGACUUUGCCACAACUUUAAAGAACAAAUUCCGCUCAAAGCAUUAUUUCAGCAAACACCCUCAGCGAGGUUAUCUGCCUGUGCAAUCAGUGCUGGAGGCUGACUACAGUGAGACGCUGGCUUCUUCCCCGAUGUUGCCACACGCUGACACACACUCCCGCAUUGAGCAUUUUGCCAGCAGGCUUGCUGAGAUGGAAAGUCAAAAUUGUUCCUUCUUUAAUGACAGCCUGUCCCCGGAUGACAGCAUAGAUGAGGACCAGUACCUGCUGCGGCACUCCAGCCCCAUUACAGACCGGGAGACAGCCUUUGGACAGCAGGCUCCGUGCAGCAUGGCCACAGAAAGCAAGGGGGAGCUAGAGAAGAUCCUGGCACACUUAGAGGAUGAGAACCGGAUUCUCCAGGGAGAGCUGAGGCGCCUGAAGUGGCAGCAUGAGGAGGCUGCUGAGGCCCCCACCCUGGCUGAGGGCUCUGCUGAGGUAGCACAGGACCACCACAAUGAGGAGCUUCUGGCUGAGGCCCGGAUCCUUCGGCAGCACAAGAGCCGCCUGGAGACACGCAUGCAGAUCCUUGAGGACCACAACAAGCAACUAGAGUCUCAGCUGCAGCGCUUAAGGGAUCUGCUCCUGCAGCCACCCACCGAACCAGAUGGCAAUGGCUCUGCAGGCUCGUCCCUAGCUUCCUCUCCACAGCAGUCAGAAGGCAGUCACCCCCAGGAGAAGGGACAGACUACUCCAGAUACUGAGGCAGCAGAUGAUGUGGGGUCAAAGAGCCAAGAUGUCAGCCUGUGCUUAGAAGACAUCAUGGAGAAGCUCCGCCAUGCCUUCCCCAGUGUGCGAAGCUCUGAUGUGACUGCCAACACCCUGCUGGCCUCUUGA
This is a messenger RNA of Puma concolor (puma), 2874 nucleotides long. NCBI's taxonomy places the organism in Eukaryota, Metazoa, Chordata, Mammalia, Carnivora, Felidae. The record is from RefSeq and is a predicted model, not a curated record.